Messenger RNA from Brassica napus (rape), 1607 nucleotides. RefSeq names its product F-box protein PP2-A15. Gene Ontology annotation, molecular function: protein binding. The transcript has 4 exons. The record is from RefSeq and is a predicted model, not a curated record. NCBI's taxonomy places the organism in Eukaryota, Viridiplantae, Streptophyta, Magnoliopsida, Brassicales, Brassicaceae. Bases 212 to 1117 code for a protein of 301 amino acids.
UCAUUAAUAUCUUCCCCUCACACUUUCUCCGUUUCCCACCUCUGCUCCAAAUAUUUUCCGAGAAAAUUCACAGAGAGAGAGAGAGAAACGGAAAAUAUAUACUUUCACCAAAUCAAAAAGUAUUCUCGUGUAUACAUACGCGUAUAGCCGAUUGCGUUUUCUCGUGAUACACCUUUACGAAAGAUUGUGUUAGUUAGGUCAACUAUUAGGCAUGGGCUCGUCCUUGUCGAAUCUCAACGACGGCGCGACGAAUGAUUCCUCCACGGGGCCUAGCCUCGGCGAUAUUCCGGAAAGCUGCAUCGCCGCCGUGUUCAUGAACCUGACUCCCCCGGAGAUUUGCAACCUCGCCGGUCUUAACCGUUCGUUUCGCGGCGCGGCUUCGUCGGAUUUCGUCUGGGAGAAGAAGCUCCCGCCGAAUUACCAGGAUCUGCUCGAUUUGCUGCCGCCGGAGAGGGUUCUUGGUCUCUCCAAGAAGGAUAUCUUCGCUGUGCUCUCUCGUCCCAUCCCCUUCGACGAUGAUAACAAGGAGCUGUGGAUUGAUAGAGUUACGGGACGGGUUUGUAUGGCGGUUUCUGCGAGGGGAAUGGCUAUAACUGGGAUUGAAGAUCGGAGAUAUUGGAAUUGGAUUCCGACCAAUGAGUCCAGGUUCCAUGUUGUAGCCUACUUACAGCAGAUUUGGUGGUUUGAAGUUGAUGGGACGGUGACAUUCCAUCUCCCACCUGGUAUCUACUCUCUGUCAUUCAGAAUCCAUCUAGGCGGAUUUGGAAAAAAGUCUGGGAGACGUGUGUGCAACUACGAACACACGCACGGCUGGGAUUUGAAGCCUGUAAGGUUUUCGCUUUCGACUUCUGAUGGUCAAGAGGCAUCAUGUGAGUAUUACUUGGAUGAUGUGAAGAGAGAGGAAGCUCACGGGCACCACAAGCGCGGUUUCUGGAUCGAUUAUAAGGUUGGGGAGUUCGUAGUGACUGGAUCAGAACCAUCUACUGAGAUCAAAUGGUCCAUGAAACAGAUUGACUGCACUCACUCUAAAGGCGGGCUAUGUGUUGAUUCAGUCUUCAUUAACCCAAUUGGUGAUUUGAAAGAUUACAGAACGAAAUCUUUUUGUGAAAUAAGUUGAAGAAAGAAGAUUCUUUUGAAGAUGGUAUAGGAUAUGAUCGAAUCAUUUCAAGCUGUAUUCCCUAAAUAUCCUAAAGAAGUAUCCAAAAAAUGUUCAAUGUAGGUCCAAAAAUACUAUAAAAAGAAUAGACAAAACAGAACAAGGACAGAGAAGCCAGAGUGUAAUUCGGCUGAAUUGGGAAUGGCCAAAAACGCAUCGACCAUCAUCUGUCCUAGCCGGACCUGAGAAGACGUGGUCAGAUGCAAGCCGUCCGGUUCAAGAGGUAGGCCCUUUGCGUCAACACAAUGCACGUUCUCAAGACCCGUCUCCAGUUGUGCUUUCCUUACCGCGUCAAGAUAUGGUCCUGCGCCUGUAGCAAGAGCCACCUUUUGUUGUUUAUCGUCCAUACCAGCAAAGAGACACAAAAAGAUAUUAGAAGAAUGUAGAGUAGUAUCAAUCAUAUGUAUAUUCUAGUUUUAUUUGGAAAAUACCAAAAAGUCAAAUUGAACCA